Acaulospora morrowiae is the source of this 2196-nucleotide messenger RNA. NCBI's taxonomy places the organism in Eukaryota, Fungi, Glomeromycota, Glomeromycetes, Diversisporales, Acaulosporaceae. The record is from the annotation of a GenBank genome assembly.
AUGACAAGAAUUAUUAGACAAGAUUCUUCAGGGAGUUCCGAAAAAACAGAUGCUACCUUUAGCUCUAGUGUUUCAAACGAUUCGUCUGUCACUAUGGUGCUCGAUUCGAAUGACACACUCAGGUUUAGUAACAAGUGGAUAAAGGAUUCUUCAGAUCGCACAAUCCUCUUUCGCGGUAUAAAUUUGUCGGGUGCCUCUAAAAAUCCUGCUAGCCCUCCAAUACCUUCUCAUCAACUUGAAGGUUUUUUCGAUCACCGUAACGUCAACUUUAUUGGCAGACCUUUUCAUUUGAACGAAGCUGACCAACAUUUUGCUCGUCUGAAACAUUGGGGUUUUAACUUUUUGAGAUUUAUUGUGACUUGGGAGGCACUCGAACACUCAGGACCUGGUAUUUAUGAUAUGGAAUUCAUAGAUUUCAUCAUAAAGGUUCUGAUCAAAGCCAGAGAAUAUGGUUUCAGGUGUUUCAUCGAUCCACACCAGGACGUGUGGUCAAGAUUUUCCGGCGGUUCAGGCGCACCAGGAUGGACAUUAGACCUCGUAGGUUUUAAUAUGAGAAAUUUUGCUGCUACCGACGCCGCGAUUGUUCAUAAUACGUAUAAAGACUUGGAAAAUUUUCCAAAGAUGGUUUGGUCAACUAAUUAUUAUAAGCUUGUAUCUGCUACGAUGUUUACUUUAUUCUACUCGGGCAGUUUAUAUGCCAAGAAAUGCAUUGUGGAUGGUGUUAAUAUACAAGAAUAUCUACAAUCACAUUUUUGUAACGCAUAUAAAGUGUUGGCGGAAAAAAUAUGUGAGGCUCAACUUCACGACUCGACGGUGAUCGGAUUUGAUACAAUAAAUGAACCAAGUUGGGGCUUAGUGGGUACCAAGGACCUUAGCAAAAUUCCCGAAUUCCAGGAAUACCGAAGAGGAAGGAUUCCCACACCUUUUCAGGCCAUGCUUUUAGGAGAAGGAGUACCUUGCACUUUGGAAGUGUGGGACAUCGUUUGGUAUGGAUUUGGCGUUGUCGGUAAGGAAAGAAUUGAUCCCAUGGGUAAGACAGCUUGGCUCGAGGAAGAUCCCGAAGGAUAUUCGUGGGAAAAAGGUUCGGAAUUUCCGAGAGGAUGCAUAUGGGCCGGCCAUGGGGUUUGGGACAAAGAGACCAAGAAACUGUUGCGCCCGGAUUACUUUGCCACAAAUCCAAAUACCGGAAAGGAACCUGAUUGGAAUCAAGAAUGCCUGAAGCCGUUCAUCGAAAGAUAUGCUCGUACCAUCCGUUCAGUUUUCCCCAACGCUAUCAUAUUUGUUCAACCACCUGUAUUGGAAAAACCUCCCAGCUUCGAUAAGUUAGAUGAGCUAAAUGAGCGUAUUAUUUAUUCACCUCAUUGGUAUGAUGGGAUGACGUUAGUACAAAAAAAAUUCAAUUGGUGGACCAUCGAUUUUCUAGGAAUCAAACGCGGAAAAUACAAAGGAGUUGUUCAGGCGUUCAAAAUUGGAGAUCGAGCUAUUAAGAGAAGCUUUGUUGAGCAACUCAAAUUAAUCAAAGAAGAAGGGGAAGAAUUACUGGGCGAAGUUCCAUGCAUAAUCGGAGAAAUAGGUAUUCCUUAUGACAUGCAAAAUAAAAAGGCGUACAGGGAUGGUGACUAUUCUCAACAAAUCAAAGCCAUGGAAGCGAGUAUACAAGCACUCGAGGCUAAUCUUUUAAGUUUUACUUUGUGGAAUUAUUGCCCCGACAACAAUCACAAAUGGGGUGACCAAUGGAACGGCGAGGAUCUUAGCAUUUAUUCACAAGAUACGAACACCGAAAAAGUCCAUUCAAUGAUGUCGUCCGGUUCAACUCAAGCAUUGGAUGUAGGAGGUAGAGCAUUGGAAUCUUUACUUCGACCUUUUCCGGUCAAGACCAACGGGGAACCCUUAUCUUUAAAGUUCAAUCCUUACAAAAAAUAUUUCGAAUACGUGUUCAAAAAUCCCGAAAAUCCAUCUGCCGACUCGCCGACAGAAAUAUAUUUACCAAUACAUCACUUUAGCGAGGCUGACGAUUUCAACAUAUAUCAUAGUAGUGGGAAAUGGAAAUGGGAUAAGGCAUCACAAUUGCUACUUUACUGGCAUGAUGUUGGUGAUCCGGAGGAUAAUGAAGAAGAAAAUCAUUUGAUCCAUAAAAUCAUUGUAGAAAGCAACAGGAGGAAUUACGAUGAAAGCGUUUGGGAUGAUUGCUGUUAA